AUGGUUGGCGUGCCUUCCUCUCGUGGCUGCAGAAACUGCCGCCGGAAGAAGAAGGGCUGCGAUCUCGUGCGGCCGACCUGUGCUCGAUGUGCACACUUGGGAUAUGACUGCACCUACGACGACAAGCGUUGGACGUUUGUCGGGCAUAAGGUACCACCCGCAGAGUCCUCGCGGGCUUCGAGCGCGACAUCUGCAGUUCAGGCAACGACAGAACUCCAGCGCGUCACACCUCCACAGGGACCCUCUCAGCGUUCAUUAAGCCGGACGGCAUGGGAGACACAAUGGGCUGGCCAGUUUUGGACGCAUUUCUUGCCACAGGAAGACCCAAGCACAGUCUUCGUUGGCAAUGUGCGAAUCGUGCCUUGGAUGGGCGCCGUGAUGGACAUGGCUGCGAAGGAUGCUACUGCCAGGAUGGCGCUCAAUGCGGUUGCGUUCACCAUCAUUGGGCGGGCAAAAUCCGAUCAGAGCCUUGUGAGGGAGAGCACGAGGUUGUACUCAGUCGCCAUCAGAGAGACGAGCAGAGCAUUGCAAGAUGUCAACAAAGCGCGGAGUGAUGAGAUACUUGCAUGUUGCAAGAUUCUGGCUCUGUACGAGAAUUUCCGGGUCAAGGAUACACCCGAAGUGUCGACUCAGGGCUUCGACUGGCAUAGCCAUAUCGACGGCACACAGAGUCUCAUUGAGAUGCGCGGCCCUGCUAGGCACAGCACCGAUCAUGGCCACGUGCUCUUCAAGGACAUACGGAUCAUGACUGCCACCUCGAGCAUCACACGGAGGAAGCCCAGCGAGUUUACAAACCCAGUGUGGUCGGUCUCGUGGUAUCUACUUAAUUCUGUCCUUGACGUUGCUGACAGGUUCUUACACAGGCACACUACACCUUUCGAGACAUCUCCAAAGAGCUUGCACGACGAACUGGUCGACAUCAUGCUUACUCUACCGGAACUUCUAGCAGAGCAAGACAAUCUCAACGGACGGCUUGCUGCCUGCCAAACCGCCUUCGCAAGGUUCGAGGCCUUCACGGCAGGCCAGAACCUGCUCUAUCGAUGCAUAAACAUGGGUGAACAACUGAACGAAUGGCAGCACAAGGUGUUGCGAGAGUCUGCGGCAGUAUCACCAACGCCGGCAAGCACAAGCAAUACCACGAUUGCCGAUAUUUGCAUGAAACACGGUUACGGCCUGUUUAAUUGCAUCACCCAGUGCUGGGUCACCUGCCUCAUCCUCUACUCCACCACAAGGAUCAUACACCGAACCCUCACAUACGCUGCUCAAGGCACCCGAUCUGGACUCCCCGAAAUACCACCCUGGAUGAAUCCAUACCCCAUGGCUAUGUGCAUCGCUUCGCACGCGCACCAUUACUUCGAAGACAGCGCCCGAUACUGGGGAGCAUCGAUUGCAAGUUUUCCAUUGGGCAUUGUGGCUCAUUACUGUGCAGCUUCCGGCAAUCUGGACAGCGAGUGUAUGACGGAGCUCCGGCGGCUGUAUCGUAUGAACGACCGCGGACAGUUGACGUUGGAGUUCUUGCGGUCGAUUGCGAAUACGGGGAGUCCGGUCAAAGGCGAUCCUGUCAACCCGGAUAUGCAUCGCAAGAUGGCGACUGCGUGGUACCGGAUUAGCGAGGGCAGGGAAGGGCAGAGUCCUCCUGAAGGACGAGGAAGUCUUCAGCAGAGUUGA
Molecule: messenger RNA, 1668 nt
Organism: Saxophila tyrrhenica
Lineage: Eukaryota; Fungi; Ascomycota; Dothideomycetes; Mycosphaerellales; Extremaceae
Exons: 2
Coding region: 1-1668 (555 amino acids)
Biological process (GO): regulation of DNA-templated transcription
Molecular function (GO): zinc ion binding; DNA-binding transcription factor activity, RNA polymerase II-specific
Source: RefSeq, a predicted model, not a curated record